Adineta ricciae is the source of this 4017-nucleotide messenger RNA. The record is from the annotation of a GenBank genome assembly. NCBI's taxonomy places the organism in Eukaryota, Metazoa, Rotifera, Eurotatoria, Adinetida, Adinetidae.
AUGGCCGAUGAACAACCACUUUUGGACAAAUCAAGAAUUACUGGUCGUGCUGGUGAUGAGAGUAAAAGUAAUGAACAGAAUUCUCCGAAUAACUCGUUCAACUGGCGUCGGUACUUUGGUAGUGAAAAGAAUCGACGAGAAUAUGAAAAAUUGAAGAAUACACAUGACAGUUAUGAACCAGGCACUACUGAUAAGAAAAAUUCUGUAGGCCUUUCCAAAUUGUUCAAAUUUGCAGACGGACUUGAUUAUAUCUUGAUGCUGUUGAGUAUUUGUCUUACUACAAUACAAGUUUAUUGUAUCAUUGCCAAUAUUGUUCUCUUUGGUCAAAUUACUGGAUUUUUUGCAACACAAUCAUUCAUUAUCCAUUGUCAAGCUGAACACGAAGGUUUUAUAGCCGUCACUACUAAUCAAAGCAAUAGUUCCUCCGCGAUUCUCACUAUCCCAUUAAUCUGCGAUCGAUCUUUUAAUUUAGAUUGCCAGAAUGGGACGACGCUUUCGGCAACAACAACAGUGCAAACUUCAGUAUUACAUCUUAUUAGACAAAAAACUAUGGAUACGGUUCAUAAGUUGUUGGUUAUUGGAUUCACUUCAUUUUUAUGCAGUUCACUAGCAAUUUUUGUAUGGUCGAUAACAACGAAACGACAGACCUCGCGUAUGAAUAUUUCACUGUUUCGAUCGCUUAUAACACGUAAUAUGACGUACAUGGAUGCCCAUUCACCAAGUGAACUGACCAGCAAACUAUCUGAUAAUCUACCAAAAAUCGAGUUGGGCAUUGGUAUUGAAUUCUUAUUACUUUUUUGUAUCAUAAUGUGUAUUAUUAAUGGUUUCCUCUUCUCUUUCAUCACUAACUGGGCGUUAUCAUUAGUUCUUUCAUGGCUUUUACCUAUCGCUGUUGGCUCUUCGAUGAUCUUCUCGCGACGCAUCGCCUAUGAAACACAUAAUGAACUAACAACAUACAGUAGAGCAGGACGAAUCGUCCAAGAAGUGUUUAGUUCACUACGAACUGUUCAUUCACUCAAUGGUGGGCAAUUUGAGCAAAAAAGAUAUGAGAGAGAACUUGAUCCAGCUUAUUGGACCACUGUCCGCAAAGGUGUUGUAUAUGGUACUUAUGUAGGUUGGUUUUCUUUAAUCUAUCAUUUGGUUUACGUAUCUGGUUUCAUUAUUGGUUCGGUUCUUAUGACAUCCACAACUGGUCAUGUCACAACUAUUGAUCACAUCCUCGUUAUUGUUAUGUUGUUUGCAGAGUGUAUACAGCUCUUAGGGUACAUUGGUCCCUGCUUUCAAUCAUUUUCGGAAGGUCGCGAAGCAGCAGUGUCUGUAUUUAACCUAAUAGAAAAGGGACAGGAUGCGACUGUCAUCGAGCAUGAUUUAUUAAAUGAGAAUCAGUUUACUGGUGAUACAACACUUGAUUUCAUUGACGACAUCGAAUUUGAUCAUGUUAAUUUUAUGUAUCCAUCGCGAAAAGAAAUAAUGGUUUUGAAUAAUCUUAAUGUGAUAUUUCGCGCUAAUCGAAAGACUGCUCUCGUUGGUCCGAGUGGUUGUGGAAAAAGCACAUGCAUCUCCCUUCUACUUGGUUACUAUGAACCUUCGUCUGGCCGAAUAAAUAUUGGUAGCCGAUCACUUACAGAUCAAGAAGCUAUUGUGUUUAGCAUGAGCAUAUAUGACAAUAUUCGUCUUGGUAAACGUAAUGCAACACGUGACGAAAUCGAAGCAGCAGCAAGAGAAGCUAACGCACACAAAUUUAUAAUGAAAUUACCUGAUAAAUAUGAAACUUCAAUCGGUGAAAGUGGUGUGCAGUUGAGUGGAGGUGAAAAACAACGUAUUGUUUUAGCUCGUGCUUUGGUCAAACAACCCAAAGUGUUGCUAUUAGACGAAGCAACGAGUGCUCUCGAUAAUAUCAAUGAAAAAAUCGUCCAAGAAGCACUAGAUCGAGCGUCGAAAAAUCGUACCACAAUAGUCAUUGCUCAUCGUUUAACCACUAUUCAAAAUGCUGACUAUAUUUAUGUAUUCGAUGAAGGGAGAGUUAUAGAAGAAGGAACACAUAAGACACUAAUGACCAAGCAAGAUGGAAGAUAUCAAUCAAUGGUCAGAACGCAACAAACAAUAAAACGAAAUGAGGAAGAACGAGAUGACUUGUUAAACACAGAAACAAUCAUAGCUGAAAAAGAAAAACAAAUAGUAUUCGAAUCUGGCGCACUAAGUGAAGGUCAAUUUGUUUACAGAAAUCAACGGAAAGAUUUAACAUUAUCGAAUCGAAAGUCUAUCUUUCUAAGACUUCUAGCAAUGAAUGCUUCUGAAUGGGUCACUAUCUUAGUCGGUUGCAUCGCGUGCAUAUUGAUCGGAUUAACUCAACCAAUGUUUGCGCUGAUGUUAACUAAUAUAAUCAAUGCAUUUAAAAAUUGCGGAAGCACAGAUAUUCGCUAUCGGGUAUCCGUAGCAAGUUUACUCUUUAUACUUUUGGGUGUGAUAAGCACGUUUAUAUUCCUGUUCCAAUAUACCGCAUUUGCUAUCGUGGGAUCAAAAUUAGUUCAACGCAUUCGUUCAAAAGCAUUUGCAUGUCUUCUUCGUCAAGAAAUAGCUUAUUUCGACGAAGUAGAGAAUAGUUCAGGAUCUAUAUGUGCACGUUUAGCUUCCAAUGCUACUGCUCUACAAGAUAUGACGGGCACUCGGUUAGGUGCUGUUUGCGAAUCUUUGUCUUUAGUCUGUUGUGGCAUAUUAUUUGGCUUCAUUCUCAGCUGGCGUUUGACAAUCGUACUGUUUGUACCGAUUUUCAUUCUGAGUAUUAUGAUGUACGUGACAAUACAGGCCAAUCGAUUGCUCAGAGCAAAAACGGAUAUAUACUACAAUCGAGCUAAUUCAGUUGCUGUGGAAUUCAUUCAUAACAUGCGUACCAUUAAGCUAUUAUCAGCUGAAAAUGAGGCUUUACGACAGUAUACUGAGCUAAUUCAACAAAUAUUCAAAGCGUCGCUGAAAUCAAGCUUUGUCAAUGCUAUGACAGUCGGUGUAUCUUGGGCAUUAGAUUCGUUCACAAUAGCUAUUCUCUAUUGGCGCACUGUUGUACUUGUAGAAAACAACCAGAUAGCUCUGGACGAUAUUAUCACGGUUUUUGCCUUUGUAACAUUUACGUUACAAAUAAGUAAAAUUUUUGGCAUGCUAUCAACUCGUAUUGGUGCGUCGAUCUCUGCUGCAUAUACCUUUUUCGACUUAUUUGACCGAAUUCCAAAUAUUGACAAUGCCUCUCGGCAAGGCCAAGAACAAAGUAAUUUUUGUGGAAAAAUUGACUUUGAUAAAGUGAAGUUUGCAUAUCCAACUCGACCAACAACUAUUGUUCUUAACAAGUUUCAAUGGAAUAUCAAGCCGGGUCAACGUGUGGCUCUUGUCGGAGCAUCUGGUUGUGGAAAGUCAACUAUUAUCCAGUUAUUACAACGUUUUUAUGACGUUACAGAGGGACAGUUAUUUAUUAAUGGAGUGGAUAUACAAGAACUGAAUAUACAGUGGCUUCGAUCGCAACUUGGUCUUGUGAGUCAAGAACCGUCUUUAUUCGACUUGACCAUCGCAGAGAAUAUUGCAUAUGGAUUAGAGAAUGUUCCCGAGGAAGCGAUUGUCAAUGCUGCAAUCAAAGCCAAUAUCGAUCAAUUGAUUCGACAAUUGCCACAGGGAUACCAGACAAAAGUUGGUGUUAAAGGUACUUUCAUGUCUGGUGGUGAAAAGCAACGUAUUGCUCUUGCACGAGUAUUCCUUCGUCAACCUAAGAUUUUAUUAUUGGAUGAAAUAACAAGUGCUUUGGAUCCACAUAACGAACAAAUCAUUCAACAAGCAAUUAACCAAACGCAGGAGGAUGAUCCUAGUCGAACACUGAUAACAAUUGCACACCGUUUGUCUACUAUUCAUUCAUACGACUCAAUUCAUGUAAUUGAUCAAGGCCGCAUUGUCGAAAGUGGCACCCACACCGAGCUAAUACAAAAGCACGGAAUAUAUUAUGAAAUGCUGUUUUCUACACAAAAUGGCUUUGCAUGA